CUCCCUAUGGUCAAAACACACAGGAAGUGCACAGGAAGUUGUAACUGUUCAUCGCAUCAAUCAGCUGUGAGGUUAUUUGGAUGUCCUACCCAAACAAUACAGGCAGCGGGGACAGAUUGCUGGAAAUAUAAAGCGGCAUAUUUUCCUUUUAUGAUCUAUAACGGUACAUUUAAUUGAUCAAUUCAUUUGUAGCGUUUCCAAAAUGAGUGAAACUGUGAACCUCGCUGAGACGUUGUGAUAGCACAAGUAACGUGAACCAGACAUUGUUAGCUGCUGUUAGCACGAUGUUAGAUGCUAGCUGGGUAAGCUAAUGUAGCCUAUGUGAUAACCCGGCACUAGUGGGGGAAAAGGUGGUUUUAGAGAAGGUUUUUUGGGGAGAGUAACAUAGUAUCAAUCUUUAUGUUUAAAAGUUGUAACUCAACAAGGCAGCCAACCAUCCGUAUCCGAUGUGUUUACAUCCAUUAACUACUUAGCACCGUUGCGUGGUUGAAAUUCAAGGUAGCAAGAGAAAGUUGACUUAGCUUAGCUACGACAUAAAGGAUAACAUCCACCAAACUGGACAAAACAUUGGAUCUUUCGGGCUUUAAAUCGGGCUCGGCGGGUUCGCUGACCCCCCAGAAGAAGAUGAAGAAGAGGAAGGAGCUGAAUGCCUUGAUCGGACUCGGGGACAGCAAGAGAAAGAAGACCAAAAAGGGGUCCGGUCACCGACUUCUCCGAACCGAGCCGCCGGACUCGGAGUCUGACUCGAGCUCGGAGGACGACGAGUUCACCAACCUAAGCAGCUCAGCUAACUUUGGGAAAAGAAGCUAUACGCAGUGCUGCAGCGUGUGCUACCCCUUGUUUCUGUUCAUCAUACUAGCUGCCUGUGUCAUGGCCUGUGCUGGACUCAUAUGGAUGCAGAUUGCUCUGAAAGAAGAUUUAGACUCUCUGAAAGAAAAACUGCAGAGCAUGGAAGCAAGCCAGAAGGUGUCAUCGAGUGAAAUACCAAAACUAAGUGAAGACCUGAAAAACAAGGAAAGAAAGCUUGAUGACAUUGCAAGUGGGGACAAGGGGUUAAGCAAACUCUGGUCUAACCUAACAGAAAUUAACAGAAAGAUCAGUUUGCUGGAUUCUGCUGUAAAUCAUUUAAAGGCCAACUUGAAGUCAGCUGCCGACUUAAUCGGCCUUCCCACAAUAGUCGAAGAACUUCAGAAGAGUGUUGCUACAAUUGGCAGCACACUAACAAGUGUCCAGCAUGAUGUGAUGACUAUGCAGGCUGCCUCUGAAAAUAAGCAGAAAGAUGAUGACUUGCAGAAGACAAUGGACAUUACAGACCUGAGAAAAGCAGUGAGUGAAGCUAACAAGACAGAGGAGCAGCACCAUUUAUGGACUGAUGAGCAGAUCAACAUCCUUCUCUCUACAGUCGCAGAUCUUCGUCAGAGAAUGGCCUCAUUAGAGAAGGUGUCGAAACACAGUGACAAUGAUGCAACAACUCCAACAAUUAGCGGUGAAAGUCCAGUAACUGAGAUGGUGAAAGAUGCUAUUACAACCAACGCAACACCAGAUGUGCAGGAGCUAUCCACACCAGUGGCCGAGCCGCAGACGAGCAGACGUCCACUCUUCUUAACUCCAAAUCGCUCCAAGAGAAAUGCUGAGACAAGAUGUCCAAACAGGGUGUCCCUUCCUGGUGUCAGUUCAAUGAAAGACUUGGAAGACCUCUUCCAGCAGGCAGGUGUUGGAAGUAGUUCACCUGGCUUGACUUACCGAGACCUGAGGAAAGUAUUUGGAGCAUCAGCUCCCACUGCUCGUACCUUGGAGUGCUUUGACAUUGACCAAGACCAAAGGUACUCUGUGAUCGAGCUGAUGGCUGCUGUCGGUUUGUGAGCAUAUUAUCACUGACAGUGGUGAACAGUAUUCAGACCCAGCCGGGCCUGGGGGUUCGGAGUUUUGAUCCCUUUUCUGUAAUUGCUGCACUUUCAUGAACUGAACAUUUAUCAUAGAUUGUGGAACAGUGCUGGCAUGCCCCCUUCUUACUCCCCCUCCCCUCAAUCUAUUGUAACACAACCUCAGCCACAAUAGCAUUAGCUUAAAUUUUAACUGUAAUCCAUAUGAGUAUAUGUAUGCAGACUAUUCAGCUAUUUUAGCAAAUUCCUUGGUUUAUAAUAAUGAAACAGAAAAAUGAGUAAAUCCAGUUCUCCAUCCUGAGACUUGCUGUUUUCCUGCACCUGUGUUUUGUUCCUUUUAACCAAUUAGUCUCAAUUUGAUGUAACAUUUUUGUGUUUAGCUUCUCUGGAGGCUGUAAAUGCCAUUGUGUUUCAGCUGUCCUCACCCAUCCACACAAAUGCCCGGUACUGUUCAGCUCAACCUUGUUUAUAGAACUUGAGAUCGAAUUUUAUGAAUGUUUACAAAUGACUAUUAGAAUCUUUGCGAGACUUUGGUUUUGUUUUUAACUUUACUAAUGUAUCUGAGGCACACAAUUGGGCAUAAGAGUAAAGACUUUUUAUACUCUUUUCUAAGCUAAAGCUAGAGUUUUGGAUU
Monopterus albus (swamp eel) is the source of this 2517-nucleotide messenger RNA. RefSeq names its product EF-hand calcium binding domain 14 (gene efcab14). Lineage: Eukaryota; Metazoa; Chordata; Actinopteri; Synbranchiformes; Synbranchidae. Bases 625 to 1863 code for a protein of 412 amino acids. The transcript is spliced from 9 exons. The record is from RefSeq and is a predicted model, not a curated record.